Messenger RNA from Oryzias latipes (Japanese medaka), 1245 nucleotides. RefSeq names its product actinodin3 (gene and3). NCBI's taxonomy places the organism in Eukaryota, Metazoa, Chordata, Actinopteri, Beloniformes, Adrianichthyidae. The record is from RefSeq and is a predicted model, not a curated record.
UUUGCACAAGCAAUCCACCUCUUUCUUUUGGCAGCUGCUGGUGGCUGGGACUAGAAGGAAAUGCAGGCUGGGUGGAGUCCAGCCUUCUGUGAUCUCAGCUGUACUUAUGGAUGAGCAGCUGAGCUGCAGGAGAAACCAGGAUGCAGCAGCAGCAGAGAUCAAGGAUGGCUUCUCAGGUCUCUGUGUUGAGUUUUUUCUGUUGCCUGCUGUUAAUGCCAGGUUUGCUGGAAUCAACCUCUCUGAUGAAAGUCAAACACUCUGCAGGACCCUCACUGAGGAUCAAUUCUGCUGCAGCAAAUGAUUUCUUGACCAAUUCUCGACCAAAAAGGAACAUUGAUCCAAAGUGGUACAGAGCCAACCCUGAUUUCCAGUCUUACUACCGCUACUACAACAGCAUUGGGCACAUUGAAGGACUCUAUGAGAUCGACAGGAUCAGGAUGUUGUAUCAGCAGAUGCGGAACUUGGAGUUGACCUAUGGCCCAGAUGCCUCCAAAUACCAAAAUGCCUUAGGUUUCCUAACUAGCACUGUGGGACCUCCAACAACAACUCAGCCUCCUCCACCUCCCACCACACCUGCCCCAACACCAGAUCCUCUGGAGAACGCCCAAAGGAUCUACCUGUGCAACCCCAAGGACCCGCUGUGCAAACCCCAGAUCGUGUACCUGCCGACGGGAGCUGUGCCUGUUCUCUGCGACCCAAGACUCAAUCCCGCCUGCGCGCCCAAAACAGAGGAGGAGAUGAAGGCUGCGUCGGUGUCCCGGCCAUCUACAGCCACUCCUGCUCCUGCAAAGUCAGAGCCAGCUGUCCCUCCCGCUGACGGAGCCAAAGGCAUGGAGUACGACUGUGACCCGUACUGGGAUCCCGACUGCCUCGUCGACCACCCUCCCCGACCCGUCCAGGAGGCAUCCACGCCAGCAGAACCUGCCGAAGAACCAGAGGUUAAAGAGGAAGAAGCAAAAGCGGAACAGAGCGCUCCUGCAGCUCCAGCAGGGGUGAAGAAAUCCCUCUACCCCCAUUACGACCCCUAUGAUUUCAAACGUGACCUGUAUGACCCCUUUCGUUAUGCUCAGCCAGAUCCACAGUGAAUCCAACCAAAAGGGUCCAACACUAAUGGCAUUCGUGCAAAUGAUCAUUUUCUAGAUUAUGGACAGAAGCAGGUUCUUUAUAUUUUUCAUAUGACAAACCACACAGUGAGUCAUGUAUGGACAUACAACCAAUGAAAGUAAAUGUAUCAAUAAAACAACA